AGUAGCUGACUAGCUUCCUGGCUACACGCAGCUAGCGGAUCCUGGGUCGCGCAUCAUGGCCGCCUCCAAGCCGAUAGAGCCGCACUCCGGCAGCGGACUACCCCGUUGGCAGCUGGCUCUGCUGGUCGGCACUCCCAUCGUGCUGGGAGUCGGUGCUGUGUACCUGUGGAACCGCAGGAGGACGAAGGAGAGCCGAGGCAAAGGCAGCGGGGAGCGGAUAACACCCGAAGGCAGCGCUAGUCCGGAGCAGGGCCAGGACGGCGCCUCCCGGGCCAAGCAGGAGGCGGACAUCUCCAUGAGUCCUUUGGACCGUGCCCAAGGAGCCAAGAACCGAGGCAACAAGUACUUCAAGGCGGCCAAGUACGAGAACGCCAUCCAGUGCUACACCGAGGCCAUCGCCCUGUGCCCCGCUGAGCAGAAGAGCGACCUGUCAACGUUUUACCAGAACAGAGCGGCGGCCUACGAGCAGCAGAUGAAGUGGACAGACGUGGUGCAGGACUGCUCUCAGGCGGUGGAGCUCAACCCCCGCUACGUCAAGGCUCUCUUCAGGCGGGCCAAAGCGCUGGAGAAGUUGGACAACAAGAAGGAAUGCCUGGAAGAUGUGACGGCGGUGUGCAUCUUGGAGGCCUUCCAAAACCAGCAGAGCAUGUUGCUGGCAGACAAGGUGCUCAAGCAGCUGGGAAAGGAGAAGGCCAAAGAGAAAUACAAGAACCGUGAGCCCAUGAUGCCUUCCCCCCAGUUCAUCAAGUCCUACUUUGGUUCCUUCACCGACGACCUCGUCUCACAGCCGCUGCAAAAGGGCGAGAAGAAAGACGAGGACAAGGACAAGGAGGGCGAGGCCGCCGAGGUCACCGCCAGCUCUGGUUACCUGAAGGCCAAGCAGUACAUGGAGGAGGAGAACUACGACAAGAUCAUCAGCGAGUGCACCAAGGAGGUGGACUUCGAGGGCCGCUACAUGGCCGAGGCGCUGCUGCUGCGCGCCACCUUCUACCUGCUGAUCGGCAACGCCAACGCCGCUCAGCCUGAUUUGGACCGGGUCAUCAACAUGCAGGAGGCCAACGUCAAGCUGCGAGCCAACGCCCUCAUCAAGCGGGGCAGCAUGUACAUGCAGCAGCAGCAGCCGCAGCUCUCCACGCAGGACUUCAACAUGGCGGCCGAGAUCGACACCCGCAACCCCGACGUGUACCACCACAGGGGGCAGCUGAAGAUCCUGCUGGACCAGGUGGACGAGGCGGUGGGCGACUUUGACGAGUGCAUCCUGCUGAGGCCCGACUCUGCACUCGCCCAGGCCCAGAAGUGUUUCGCCCUGUACAGACAAGCAUACACCGGCAACAACCCCUCACAAGUCCAGAUCGCCAUGGAUGGCUUCGAGGACGUGAUCAGGAGGUUCCCCAGGUGUGCUGAGGGCUACGCGCUCUACGCUCAGGCUCUGACUGAUCAGCAGCAGUUUGGAAAGGCGGACGAGAUGUACGACAAGUGCAUCGAGUUGGAGCCAGACAACGCCACGACUUACGUGCACAAGGGAUUACUACAGCUCCAGUGGAAGCAAGACCUGGACCUGGGUCUGGACCUGAUCAGCAAGGCCAUCGAGAUUGACAACAAAUGUGACUUCGCCUACGAGACCAUGGGAACCAUCGAAGUCCAAAGGGGCAACCUGGACAAAGCCAUCGAGAUGUUCAACAAGUCCAUCAACCUGGCCAAGUCGGAGAUGGAGAUGGCCCACCUGUACUCCCUGUGCGACGCGGCCUACGCCCAGACCGAGGUGGCCAGGAAGUACGGCCUCAAGCCGCCGACGCUGUGACGUCCCAGCCCACCUUGAACUGUUCGCUGCAUUGUUUCUCUUCCCUCUCCAAGGCUUUGGAAUGCAGCCCCUUCUUUUUUUUUUUUGUUUGGACGCACUUCUAACAAACAUGUCAAAGUUGAUUGGAUAAAAGUUCAUUAGCAAAUGUUGUUUUUUUUUACUUUGCCUGUUUUAUCUACUUUUUUAAAUACGUUCUGUGCAGCAUGUUCUGUGCACCGACCUUUGACCUGAAAAAGAGUAGUCUCCCUUCUAUUGUACAGUUGAUUCUAUUUUUGUUUGCUGAGAAAUCAGCCAUGAUCUUGUACAGAGAAGCACUCUUCAUCUUUUGCUGACCAAAGCCACUUUCCACCCCAAUAAAGUUCUUGUGUUGCA
Nerophis ophidion (straightnose pipefish) is the source of this 2173-nucleotide messenger RNA. Its product is annotated as mitochondrial import receptor subunit TOM70-like. The record is from RefSeq and is a predicted model, not a curated record. The transcript has 12 exons. Lineage: Eukaryota; Metazoa; Chordata; Actinopteri; Syngnathiformes; Syngnathidae. The coding region runs from base 56 to 1801 and encodes 581 amino acids. Gene Ontology annotation, molecular function: protein binding.